This is a messenger RNA of Quercus robur (English oak), 915 nucleotides long. RefSeq lists its product as uncharacterized. The record is from RefSeq and is a predicted model, not a curated record. Bases 1 to 915 code for a protein of 304 amino acids. The transcript has a single exon. Lineage: Eukaryota; Viridiplantae; Streptophyta; Magnoliopsida; Fagales; Fagaceae.
AUGAGAAUGUGGGAACCAAACUUUAAACCGUCCUCGGCCGUGUGUAGUUUGGUUACAGUAUGGGUUUGGCUCCCAAAACUCCCUUUUGAGUAUUAUGAGCUUGCUAUCCUGAAAGAGAUUGGUAAUGCUAUCAGCCCAAUUCUUAGGAUUGACGCCAAUACGGCCUCGGAGACGAAGGGUAGAUAUGCUAGGAUUUGCAUCCAAGUAGACAUCAACAUGCCUAUGGUAAGAAGAAUCCUAUUGGAAGGGGUGAUUCAAGAAGUCCAGUAUGAGGGGAUUUACUCUCUUUGUUUUUCAUGUGGCCGUGUUGGACAUCGGCAAGAAACCUACUUGUACAUGGUCCAAGUAAGCAGCCCCAAGCAGAGACAAGAGGAGGAAGGCGUGCAGAACAAAGGGGAAGGAAGUGGGACCAGUAGGCCCGCAUCCCAAAUAGAGGCAAAUUCAGAUGGAGGAGUGAAUAAGGAGUAUAGGCCAUGGAUGUUAGUAAGAAGAAAAAAGGUAGGGCCCAAAGUAGGAAAACCAUGUGCUUCUGUACCCUUUGCAAAUCAUGGGUCUGACUUAAGCACAAAGGUAAGCAGAGAAGCCCACAUGCCUCGAGCCAAUCACCACUCUCCUAGAAGUGACUUCAAGUCCCAUUGCAGGCCUGUUGACAGCAAAAGGAAAAAGGUUAGAAGAGAUCUCACAGAUGUUGCUUUGGAAAAUGGUGGGAAUUCCUCACAAGGCACAGCAUCUGGAGCCAUUGGUUCUCCUCAGGAUACCCCCUUGAAUCACUCUUCGGAUCACUCUCCCUCCUUUACUGCAGGGAGUGGGUUCCUCCCCAGUACCUCUGGCCUCAAGAUUAGUAAGAAUAAUUCAUCUGAAGGUGAAAAGUUGCCCGGUUCUUCUUCUGUGCGUAAAUCCAGUGGGAAGGGGUAG